Molecule: messenger RNA, 495 nt
Organism: Olea europaea var. sylvestris
Lineage: Eukaryota; Viridiplantae; Streptophyta; Magnoliopsida; Lamiales; Oleaceae
Product: probable transcription factor At4g01260
Exons: 1
Coding region: 1-495 (164 amino acids)
Biological process (GO): regulation of DNA-templated transcription
Cellular component (GO): nucleus
Source: RefSeq, a predicted model, not a curated record
AUGUUUUCAAAUGAUGAAGAAGCUGAAAUUUCUCAGAGAGAUAGCAAAGAAUCUGUUGAGGAGGGCUCCAGUUCCCACUCGAAAAGCAAAGAGGAAGGAAAGACGACCCAAGAAGCUGCUUCAAAACAACAAAAUGGCUCUUCUUCUGAUGUUGAAAGUCUCCAACAAAAUGAAUUGAUUGAGAAGAAGUCCCCUUUUUUCUUCGGUCAGAUAUUCACUGACGAGGACGUUAUUACGUUGCUUCAAGGUCAAAUAGAUUUUAAGUCUGAGCAUGGGGAUGAAAGUAAGACCGAGUUUCAUUUGUUUGUUAAGGACAAGCUUCAUAUGGAGUUUACUAAGCUUCAAGUCACUGAAAAACUUCGGAGAACUAAACAAAAGUUUCUUGGAAAUUUCAAUAGGAAGAAACAGGCUCCUUUGGAAUUCUCUAAUGCAUAUGAAUAUACUGUUUUCAAGCUUUCGGAGAAACUUUGGGGAAAUGAGGGUCAAAGUCUUUAA